Fundulus heteroclitus (mummichog) is the source of this 628-nucleotide messenger RNA. Its product is annotated as coxsackievirus and adenovirus receptor-like. Lineage: Eukaryota; Metazoa; Chordata; Actinopteri; Cyprinodontiformes; Fundulidae. Gene Ontology annotation, biological process: negative regulation of T cell proliferation; cellular response to lipopolysaccharide; T cell costimulation. The coding region runs from base 191 to 628 and encodes 145 amino acids. The transcript has 3 exons. Gene Ontology annotation, cellular component: external side of plasma membrane. The record is from RefSeq and is a predicted model, not a curated record.
GUAAAUGUUGCGAGAGACCCUGAGCAAGCUCAACACUGUGGCAGAACACCGGAAGGGAGGGUUUUUAUAUCUCAACAGAAACUGAAAGUUGAAGAAUUGAAGAUUGUUCAGUUAGACUGAGAGGAGAGGCUCCACGGGGUUUUACAGAACAGGCUGUGGGUGAAACGAUAAGCGGCAGAUUAGAGCAGCUAUGGAGUUUAUUUUACUGCUGACCUGCUUUCUGGUGUUUAGUGGAACAACUGUUGUUGAUGGAAACGGUGUUGCCAAGGUUACCACCAAAGAAGAUGACAAUGUCAUCCUACCUUGUUAUUUGGGCACAACACUUACAGAUAAGAGCAUUGAAUGGAUAAAAGAUAACAAGGAAAUAUAUAUUGUGCAAAAUGGCCGCGUUACAAGACAAGAUCAGCAGUUUAGAGAUCGGGUCUCUCAUUUUCCAGAUGAGCUAAAGUCCGGAAAUGCCUCGAUAAAAAUCAAUAAAGCAGAAGUGUCAGAUAGUGGAAGUUACGACUGCAAGUAUAGUAACCCAGGAGGAAUUCUUCCAGCAGGACUUAACAAGAUUGUGCUUACUGUUGAAAAGAUCUUAAAGGACAGAUCAGGAGAAGAUCCAUCUGGUGAGUCAUGUUUCUAA